CCUUCACCUAAAGGUCAUAAAUCGGACCUGGCCAUUUCGACCCGCCCCAGAUGGCCUUGAUAACCACCACAUUUGAAUUCCUUAUUGAAUAGAGAUAGUCUCAUUUCCCUCACCGUUGAACUCACUCGCCGAUCACAAACGACGGAGCCAGAGAGCGACGCUGAGAGCUUAGCGAUGCCUGUGAGGGCGUCGAGUUCCGGCAAGAAUUUGAUGCUGCCGGUAUUGGAUCCUCCGCGGGACCAAGAGCUAGGCCGGCUCAACGGAGACGACGACGAUGAGGAGGAGGAGAAGCUCUUUAAAGGAUCCGCCAUGACCAGACGUGGAGCCUACGCUGCAAUUUCUUACAUGGCCUGUGCAGUGUUGUUGGUGAUGUUCAACAAAGCAGCACUCUCUUCUUAUCGAUUCCCUAGUGCAAAUGUCAUCACACUCUUUCAGAUGAUAUGUUCAUGUUUCUUUCUAUAUACCUUGAGAUGCUGGAAGAUGAUUACUUUCACAGCUGGGGAAUCCUCGGCCUUUUCUGAUAUCAACACCACAACACUUGUACCGUUGAAGACUUUGAAGAAAACAUUUCCUCUUGCUGGAGCCUAUUUGCUAUACAUGCUAGCCUCCAUGGAGUCUGUCCGUGGAGUAAAUGUUCCAAUGUACACCACCCUCAGGAGGACUACAGUGGUUUUCACAAUGGUGAUGGAGUAUUUUCUGGCUGGGCAGAGAUAUACAUCUCCUAUUGUUGGAAGUGUUGGACUGAUCGUUCUUGGUGCAUUUAUUGCUGGAGCUCGGGAUUUGUCAUUUGAUGCCUAUGGCUAUGCUGUUGUCUUCUUAUCCAACAUCACAACAGCAAUAUAUCUUGCAACUAUAGCCCGUAUUGGGAAAUCCAGUGGCCUCAAUAGCUUUGGCCUUAUGUGGUGUAAUGGAAUCAUAUGUGGACCAGCUUUGCUUGUUUUGACUUUUUUUCAUGGUGACCUGAAGACGACGAUCAAUUUUCCUUAUCUGCUGUCACCUGGUUUUAUGGUUGUCUUGCUCUGUUCCUGUGUACUGGCAUUCUUCCUGAAUUACUGUAUAUUUCUUAAUACAACACUAAAUUCAGCACUGACGCAGACAAUUUGCGGUAACUUGAAGGAUUUCUUUACCAUUGGACUUGGCUGGGUGAUAUUUGGUGGCCUUCCAUUUGAUAUUUUGAAUGUCAUUGGGCAAUGUCUCGGUUUUCUUGGUUCUGGAUUGUACGCGUACAAUAAGCUCAUAGGGAAGUAGCAUAAUCAAUGGAUGGCUAGUUUUCUCCAUUGAAGAUGAUUAGUUGCUGCCUUUGCCCUUGUUCCCGCUCCAAUUUUGGGUUUGUGAUUAUGGAUUCUUAGAAGGGAGAGGCGACUGUUAAAGAUAGGAGAUUUCUGCUCAGUGGAUACACAACUAUUAACUGGAAACAAAGCCUGCUUCUUUGGCCUUGUAGUUAUUCUUCUACAGGAUAGGUAUUAGAUUAGAAACAAUGAUGGCAAUUUAGUAUUGGCAGCUGCUUGCUGAUCUAAUUUGUUAGACUUGACAUUGUAUAUGAUGAUUCUCUCUUCUUCCAAUGUUUCCAGACACAUUAUAUGCUCAAAUUUUGAAGAGAUGAAGUUUUGGAUAAAAGUAUAUUAACCACA
Rosa rugosa (rugosa rose) is the source of this 1631-nucleotide messenger RNA. Its product is annotated as UDP-N-acetylglucosamine transporter UGNT1. Gene Ontology annotation, molecular function: antiporter activity; GDP-fucose transmembrane transporter activity. The transcript has 10 exons. Bases 175 to 1248 code for a protein of 357 amino acids. The record is from RefSeq and is a predicted model, not a curated record. Gene Ontology annotation, cellular component: Golgi apparatus. Lineage: Eukaryota; Viridiplantae; Streptophyta; Magnoliopsida; Rosales; Rosaceae.